GAUAGCUCGGCUCCGCGCUCCGGAUUCUAGGGCGAACCUGUAUUAAGGAAGCUUCCAGUUACACGCAUAGUAACUUAAAACUGGACAUCGCAUCCCAACCGAGCAAGCGCUACUAUCACUGCCUAUUAUAUAAAAUACCUAUAUGACCAAAUAAUUGGCAGGAAUCAUCGGAAUUUAUUUGAAGUUUCCAAAUUAGAUAUUAAUACGCCGAUAUGCCGUUCUCCACAUCCUUACCCUCCGGGUUGAUCCCUCGGACAAUCUCAAAAGCGUUGCGGUCCUACUAUAACCCCACCAACACCCUCUGUGGCCCCUGUAGCACCUAUGCGCUCUCUUAUAAAAUCUCACCCCGCCAAAGUAAGGGUUCUUUUCCAACACCUACGCCGCAUUUUUCCCCUCCCGCAACCGCUGUAAGACGACGACGUUUGUAUUCAACCAUGGCCGCCAACAAGGAAUUCGCGCUCGUGUGCUUGGAGAACCCUCUUCUCGAUAUCCAGGCUGUAGGCACUGCAGACCUUCUCAAGAAGUACAAUCUCAAGGAUAACGAUGCGAUUCUAGCGUCUCCAGAGCACAUCCCGAUUUACGACGAUCUGCUCGAGAACUUCGACGCCAAGCUAAUUGCUGGUGGCGCCGCUCAGAACACCGCCCGUGGUGCCCAAUAUAUCCUCCCUCCUAACAGCGUCGUCUACUUCGGUGGUGUCGGCAACGACAAGUACGCUGAUAUCCUGCGGGAUGCCGUCAAGCAGGUUGGUCUAAGAGUCGAGUACCGUGUUGAUCCCAAGGAACCCACGGGAAGGUGUGGUGUGGUUAUCACGGGGCACAACCGAAGCUUGUGCACCGAUUUGGCUGCCGCCAACCACUACGAUCUCGACCAUCUUAAGAGCCCUAAGAUCUGGGAACUCGUCAAGAAUGCCCAGUUCUACUACAUCGGUGGUUACCACUUUACUGUCUGCCCACCCGCUAUCCAAGCCCUAGGUGAGGAAGCCGCUGCCAACAACAAGACCUUCGUUGUCAAUGUCAGCGCGCCUUUCAUCGCCGAAUUCUUCAAGGACCCCCUUGACGCUUCCUCCAAGUACUGGGACUACGUCAUCUGCAACGAGUCCGAGGCCGCCGCCUACGCCAAGUCGCACUCGCUAUCUGUCGCCGAGACCGACGUUCCCGGCAUCGCUAAGGCCCUCGCCAACCUUCCUAAGGCCAACACCAAGAAGCCCAGAGUAGCUGUUAUCACACAAGGCACUCUCCCCACUGUCGUUGCUGUCCAAGGCCAGGACGAGGUCAAGCAGUACCCCGUACAUGCUAUCGAUGCCUCCAAGAUCAACGACACGAAUGGUGCCGGUGAUGCCUUCGCUGGUGGCUUCGUGGCUGGUCUUGUCCAGGGCAAGUCCCUUGAGGAGAGCGUCGAUUUGGGACAGUGGCUCGCGCGGUUGAGCAUCCAGGAAUUGGGACCUUCAUACCCCUUCCCUAAGCAGACCUACGAGCCCACCAAAUAAACUACCUGACCUUCUUCCAGAGGACAGUAAAUGUUAGUCAUUAAAUAGGAAACAUCAGCAUCACACCAACAAGCUUUGACGUUACUCAACUUUACGCAAAGGUUCGGCGUUUUAUAGAGAUGGGAUAUAUCAUCUGGUAGGGGAGCAUUUUAACAUGUGUACAAAGGCGAACUGAAUCAAAAAGGAUAGCUUGCGUCGUCUCGUCUUCUUUGCUGGGUUUCAACAACUGGGGGGUUAUUUUUAUUUAACCCAGGUAUAUGGUGAUCAUAUCCGCCAUAUAUGGGGCAUAGCUGUUGAUAGCGAAUUUCAACAUGAGCAUUUGCCCAUAUGCAUACCUUUCAUGGGUCUGAUUAGGAAUGCCUUGAAAUCCGAAUAUAUUCGUGCAGUAGGUUUGGCCAGCGCUUACAGUCC
This is a messenger RNA of Annulohypoxylon maeteangense, 1898 nucleotides long. Its product is annotated as Ribokinase-like protein. The coding region runs from base 213 to 1487 and encodes 424 amino acids. Gene Ontology annotation, cellular component: cytosol; nucleus. The record is from RefSeq and is a predicted model, not a curated record. The transcript is spliced from 4 exons. NCBI's taxonomy places the organism in Eukaryota, Fungi, Ascomycota, Sordariomycetes, Xylariales, Hypoxylaceae. Gene Ontology annotation, molecular function: adenosine kinase activity. Gene Ontology annotation, biological process: purine ribonucleoside salvage.